This is a messenger RNA of Camelina sativa (false flax), 1457 nucleotides long. The record is from RefSeq and is a predicted model, not a curated record. Lineage: Eukaryota; Viridiplantae; Streptophyta; Magnoliopsida; Brassicales; Brassicaceae.
CCUCUUUCUUCUUGUUUUGUCAGUCCAUGCAUAUAUUUCCUCUUCCACUUGCCAUUAUACGUUAGAAGUGAUAACAAAAGAAAGAUAAAAAGAGAAGCCUAAUUUGUCUUAAAACAGAAAUGGGAAAAGAAUGGCACAAGGGAGGAAGAUCCAUUGGUUCCUCUAAAAGCAAGGAAAAAUCCAAUGAAACUAGUGGCUGCAUCACUGCUCUUUACCACUUUUUUCAUUCCCACCAUUUUUACUUUCCUUCACGUCAUCAUCACCACCAACCUAGUAUUGAUUCUCCUUCCAGAAAUCCUAAAGGAUUGGUGGCGCCACGAAACAGCUUGGACUUAACAGAGGAGUCUCCAUUAUCAACAAACUACAAGCUUGAAAAAGAAGUCUUGAACAUUCAUGUGAGCGGGAAGAAGUCAACACUUAGAGCACUUCUCAUUGACAAAUCCUCUAGUAACUGCAUCUCACCUCAAACCAAGACACCAGGUCCAAACGUGGUGGCUAGACUCAUGGGUCUUGAUCUUCUUCCGGAUAACUUCAACCAUAAUAGUUCACCAAGGGUUGGAGUAAGAGGACAUAGACUCUCCAGGAAUGGCUCAGGGACAAGAUCAUUACCUGUUAGCCCUAGGAUCUCCUCUGAUUCUGACAAUCGUCGCCUCUCUCUUCAGCUAAACAGAGAGGAUAAUAAGCAUGAUGAAGAGUUUGCACGUAAGAGGUUGAAAGCGUUGAAACAAGAUGCAGGAAGUCCAAGUCCCAGACGUAGUAGGAAGCAGAUAAAACAGAGUACACCCACGAUCAGAAAUUUUGGUAUGGAUAUAACAAACUUACUUGAGAACACAAGGGCAGGAGCAACACAAAACAAGAUUGAGCAUAGCAGGUUGUCACAGAAAGAGAACACAACAAGCACUAAGCCCACAUUAGUGAUAAGACAAGACCACAUCUCUCAGAAACGAGCAACAAAGGUGACCCUCAAGAAGAACUUGAAAGGAGUAAAAGAAUCAAAACUAUCUCCUCAUCCAACACCCAAAACUCGAAAGGCCUUCAAGACUGUAUCAACACACGUAGCAUCAUCAGCUUUCUCUGCCACAGAACGUCCUCGGAAACAGAUGCGUAGAGCUGAAGAACCAGAGCGGAAUGCAGAUGCGAAUAUAUGCUCUGUUCAGAUGUACAAAUACGAGAAGAAGCUCUCUCAAGAACCGCCAAGAUCCAAUUUUUACGAUUCUGCCACCUUAACCAACCCAGGAGGAACCGUUGCGGAGAUGAAGAAACUUAAAGAGGAAGAGGAAAGGGUCGUCGCAGAGAUUGAGAGGCAUAUCGUAGACGCCCUCGUGCAUGAAACGAUGUCGUUUCUCGGUUUAAACGCAAACGUUAUUAGAUGUGUGGAACGCCGUCAGGACUUGGCGGCUAUUCUAAAACAGCGUCUGCGUUUUAACCCUAACAAUGUGCGUUUUACGUCUCGCUAA